UACUACUACAAACAAAACACAUAAUUAAUGAGUGCGAUAGAAAAAAAGAUAGAGAUGGAGGAUGAGGAGAAGGAGAUGAUUGAUCAUUGGAGCCACAAGCAUCCACUUACUCUGGUGGAUACCACUGGAAGCGAUAGAUGUUAUGGUUGUGAACGUUCAUUUAGUAGCGGAGAGCAAGCUUAUGGGUGCAGCAUCCCGGGAUGCGAGUAUUCGGAGCUAUUACACGAAGAAUGUUCAGCGAUGGCGAGAGAGAUACGACAUCCAUUGCACACUCAACACAUACUCAGCCAACGCCACAGUCAAGAAUUAUUUAGGUGUCUUAUCUGCGAAGGUAUUAUUUAUAGCAUUGGUUACAAAUGUACAAGCUCGGGAUGUGGAUACCAGGUGCACCUUAUGUGCGCGCACGACAAGGGCGUGGUCGAUGCAAAUCACCCCGAACAUGAAUUGAAGCUGUGGAGGAGAAGAUGUUCCUUCAAGUGUGACGCUUGCGGCAUCACAAGCAGGGGAAGCUCCUACACAUGUAUCAAGGGUGAUUGCCAAUAUUGGAUCCAUGUGAGAUGUGCUUCAUUGCCUCAAACUCUCAAAAGGGAAGACCAUCAUCACUCUCUGUCUCUCUCUUCAUACAUCCCACCUGAAUAUAUCAAAUAUAAUUACAAGUGUGAUGUGUGCAGCAAAGCUUUGCUGCUCAAAUAUUGGAUAUAUCAUUGUCAAAUAUGUAGGUUUAUUGUCCACAUCAAAUGUGCCUUCAACAAGCCGCCGCCUCCCCUCACUGAUGCAUCCAUCGGGAAAGACAUAGUCCGUCUUCCAAUGAAUGAGGUGGCCGUGGAACUAGUUACACCGUUUGUGAUGAGACAAAGAGGAGGAGAAGUAGGAACAUUGAUACCACCCUUCCUCAUCCCUGCUACUGCUGUUUUUGAUGAAGAGGAUGAGUUGGUGAAUAUGAAAUAUAAGUUCCUUCAUCACCAACAUCACCUCACUUUAGUCUCAUCCACAUCUCAACACCCUCAAAUCCUAGGAGAAGAAGAAGACGAGGAGAACUAUGGAGUGAGAUGGGAAUUGAUAUGCGAUGGGUGCAUCACUCCUAUAUCAUCAUCAUCAUCAUCAUCAUACUACUAUAUGAGUUGCAGUGAAUGCAAAUACAAUCUUCACUUGGCUUGCUUUCACUUGCCGCCUCAACUCUACUCACUUCCACUCCACCAACACGAUGAUCACCAGCUUGUUCUCCAAUCUUGUGACAAACAUCAACCUUGGAACUACGAAACUUGCAGUGUGUGUGAGUAUCCUAUGAAUGGGCUGUUUUACAGUUGUACAGCGUGCGACUUCGAAGUCGAUAUCAAGUGUGCUUGUAUGCCGGAUACCAUACAUCACGCAGCUCACCCGCGACAUCUCCUCAAGCAUGUGACCCAGUCGGAUCUAGGCAGAGAUAUCAACCGAUGGAGCUUGUCGUGUGCAGCUACGUGUGGCCAACACGUAGUCAAUUAUGAUUGUUACAGGUGCUGCAACAGCUCAUGCGAUUUCAUUGUGCAUGUCAGAUGCGCUGUGCUGCUGGCAUCAGUCAGCAGCCGUAGAUGGGACGAGCAACACCCGCUGCUGUUAACGUACGACGCCACUGUCAAUCGUCCUGGCGAUUUCUACUGCGAUCAAUGCGAAACACAAAUGAAUCCCAGGAGUUGGAUGUAUCACUGCCGCCCCUGCGAUGUAUCCUUCCAUCCACGAUGCUUUAUAACUACAUCCGGAGAGUAUAGAAACAUCAAGAUGGGUCAGGAAUAUGAUGUGAAUGAAGAAACCCAUCCACACCCUCUCACCUUUCAACUUCUCACCACAAAACGCCGCUGCAACAUUUGUCAUAUUAAUAAUUAUGAACUUCAAGGAUUUUACUGUGCAUUAUGCAACUUCUUCAUUUGUUACAAUUUCUGCGGGAAAGGCAUGAUCGCAAAAGGGGACUUGAAGGCAGUUGAUUUAGGGAAAUUAUCUGUUUUAGAUCAUUAGUUCGUUCAUUACAUUGUGCUGUGUUAUGUUUAAUUCACUUAAAGUACUACUAUUUGUUUUACAUUAAAUAUGAAUGUGAAGGAUUUUACUAUGUACAAAUUAUCUAUUAUGAUUGUUACAG
Salvia splendens (bonfire salvia) is the source of this 2110-nucleotide messenger RNA. RefSeq lists its product as uncharacterized. The transcript is spliced from 2 exons. The coding region runs from base 28 to 1989 and encodes 653 amino acids. The record is from RefSeq and is a predicted model, not a curated record. Lineage: Eukaryota; Viridiplantae; Streptophyta; Magnoliopsida; Lamiales; Lamiaceae.